Pseudogymnoascus destructans is the source of this 573-nucleotide messenger RNA. RefSeq lists its product as uncharacterized. NCBI's taxonomy places the organism in Eukaryota, Fungi, Ascomycota, Leotiomycetes, Thelebolales, Thelebolaceae. The transcript has 2 exons. The coding region runs from base 1 to 573 and encodes 190 amino acids. The record is from RefSeq and is a predicted model, not a curated record.
AUGUCCACGACAGACGUCCGGUCGGAUGAGUUACCCUCCACGCUCCUGUGGGUCGUUGAUCGCGAAGUCAACUUCGGGCGGCUGUGGGGGAAUGAGAGUCAUCGCAAUACGCCAGGUGUAGCUCCCACCUGGUCAUGGGGCAGCGUGACGGGGCGCGUGGCGUUUUUGUUCUGGCACCUGAGUUAUGGGCGUGGAAAGUGGGCGGAGAGAGAACCUGAUUUCACGGAUGUGACGGUUAAGUGCACGCCGGUGGGGCGGAAUAGGGUUUGGUUGACGGGGGGGUCGGAGUGGCAUUUUCCUUUUAGGAUGGAGACUAAAAAGGCCGAUGGGACGGUGGGGAAGACGAAUGGGUUUUUUUAUCCGGAUACGGAGGAUGUUUUGGGGGAGUUACAGGCUGGGCGGAGGGAUGGGGUGGAGAUGGUGGUGGUUGGUGUUUAUGAGUCGAGGAUGUUUCUUGUGCUGAGGAAGGUGGGGGUGGGUAAGUUGGUUUUUGAGAGGAUGAUUCACUACAAUGAAUUCGAUCGGGUGGUUCUUAAAGACUGGGGACGGAAGGAGCGGUUUACGAUUGUUUGA